UUGAAUAGUUGUACUCAGCAAAUACAAGAGCUCCUAAACUUGUAAUCACUAGUCAGCCGGGGCAGGAAAAUGCUUUCAAGAGCUCUCCUCCUUUUCUUCAGUGGGAUUAUAUUAAUAGGAAAUGGGACUACGCAGAGACAUCCAAGAGACAAAAGAUACAAUCUGAAGGUGCACAUUAAUGCCACUCAAGAUACAAUCACUCUUAAGUUUAUUAAACCAAGCCCUGACACAAAACUUGAAGGGUUUAUCUUAGGAUAUGGAAGCAGUAUAUUUGCCAAGCAGUUCAUUGCCUUGCCGGAAAAUGGAGAGCCUUACAUAACUGAAGUUGUUGCAGAACCAAAGUACUUGAUUGCAGUGCAACCCAUUCCACCCAAUGAUAUGAAGAAACACUGCACAGGUCAAGUGAACAUACACAAGCCACUGCAACUGAUUAUUGGAACAGUGACACCAACCUCUGUUCUUCUGUCCUGGGGUGCUAUGCUCAGAUCUCCGUUUCAAGAUAAUAUAAUGAAUGAAUGCAUGGAAGAUGGAUACUUUACAAUCCGGUACAGGGAAAAGGAAAAUAACAGGAAAUGGACCUAUCAAGACUGUCCAACAACAGACACAGUGAUUGACAAGCUAAGACCAAGCACUCAAUAUGAAUUUUCGGUGAGGCCUUGUAAAGAAAACAACCGUGGUGUAUGGAGUUCACCUGUCACUCAGCAGACACAUGAUACUUCAAGAAGCAUCCAACAAACAAACAAUCAACGGACAACAACCAACGGAAGGAUGCCUAAAGGUCCACAUGACAAACCUCAGCCAUAUGCUUCAAGGAUUAUUUUAAAGCCUGGCUUCAACAAGACAUAUACCAGACCUAUUUCUUCAAAAGUGAAUGGGCGUCCAUCUCCAUCAAAGCCAGCUAAUGUGCCAAGUGAAAUGAUUCAAGAAUCUUUCCAGACAUCAAAAUCCAAAGUAGCUGCCUGGCCACAGGUUGCCGUGGGUAACGCAGAAAGUAAAGAGCAUGGCAUAAAAAAGAUUACACCAUCAAUGAAGAUUGUACCUUUUACAUCCUCCAGUCAUCAGGAAGCUGGAAAUUCAACUACUACCUCAGUCCCUCCAGUUACUUUGCUUUACAUUAAGGAGGACAAACAGAUGGAGAAAAGUCAACAUAAACUAACCUAUAGUACAACUCAGCCUCCCAAGAUUUACCAGGCUCAUGUUGUAGACCUUCAAGGAAACCCUCCUCCCAAGCCAGCUAGUACAACCCCGACAACAAUGAUUCACUUUGAUAAAGCAGACUUCAUUAGGAAAAGUACUUCUCCUUCUCUGGUUGAAGUUCCACCUACCAUCCCCAGCAUUUUGAAAAAGAAAAUCUCAGCUACUGUUUUGACUUCAAGAGAUGGCGCAAGACUUUGGGGUCAAGGAUAUUUGAAGCCAAAUAACACAAGACAAAGAACAAAGCCUUUCUGGGCUGAUAAAGGAGAACAAUACAAAGGAAUAUCAAAGACAAAACCACCUCCUGUUGUUGCACAGGGGCUAGGAAUCAAUUUGGCAGGGGAAGAUGCUGUAACUCCAGAAAGGACAAAGCAGCUUGACUCUGUAAAAAAUAACUCCCUUGAACUCACUCCUGCUGUUAAAAAAAAUUCAGCAGGAGAUAACUUUCCAGUUACAGAGAGCAGACAGCAGUUCAACACUUAUAGAAGUAGUUCUACUGACAGUACCCCAGAUUUUACCAAGCCACAAACAGAGUAUGGGCCUACAGGUUCAGAGAGAGGAGAUCAGCUAAUUUCUGUUACAAAUGGUUCCAAUAAACCUGAGGGAACUGUAAAAAUGCAACACCCAGGAGAAGAGACUACUGUUUCACAUAGAACAAUCUCCAUUAGAAACAAUUCAGUUGAUUUAAAAUCUACCAUUCAAAGCCAUUAUACAGCAGGAGAAGUCACUACAACUACAACCACAACAAUCCAACAGAGCUUUAUUAAAAAUGGUUCUACUAUAAGUCCAGCCACAACAACUCAACCCAGCUCUAUUAGAAAUGGUUCUCCUGUAAUACCUGCCAAAACAACUGAACCCAGCUCUGUUAGAAACAGUUCUCCUGUAAUACCAGAAAAAUCAACUGAACCCAGCUCUGUUAGAAAUGGUUCUCCUAUAAUACAUGCCAAAACAACUGAACCUAGCUCUGUUAGAAACAGUUCUCCUGUAAUACCUUCCAAAGCAACUGAACCCAGCUCUAUUAGAAACAGUUCUCCUGUAACACCAGAAAAAUCAACUGAACCUAGCUCUGUUAGAAAUGGUUCUCCUGUAAUACCAGAAAAAAAAACUGAACCCAGCUCUGUUAGAAAUGGUUCUCCUGUAAUACAUGCCAAAACAACUGAACCCAGCUCUGUUAGAAAUGGUUCUCCUGUAAUUCCAGAAAAAACAACUGAACCCAGCUCCAUUAGAAAUGGUUCUUCUGUAAUACCUUCCAAAACAACUCAACCCAACUCUAUUAGAAAAAGUUCUCCUGUAACACCUGCCAAAACAACUGAACCCAGCUAUACUAAAAAUGAUUCUACUGUAAUACCAGAAAAAACGACUGAACCCAGCUGUGUUAGAAACUGUUCUCCUGUAAUACCUGCCAAAACAACUCAACACAACUCUAUUAGAAAAAGUUCUCCUGUAACACCUGCCAAAACAACUGAACCCAGCUCUGUUAAAAAUGAUUCAAGUGUAUUUCCAGCAACUACAGUCCAAAGUAUCUCUGGCAGAAAUGGCUCUCUUCUAAAUCCAGCCACAACAAGUCAUCCCCGCUCUGUUAGAAAUGAUUCUACUGUAAUUCCAGCCACAACAACUGAACCCAGCUCUGUUAAAUAUGGUUCUGUGCAUCUCGACCUCAAUAUUACAAAUCAACUUACAGCAACAGAAGGCACUACAGUUUCAGAGAAAGGAAGCCGACUGAAUUUUUUCACAAAUAUUCAAACUGAAGCUGAUCCAGCAUUGACCAAUAAAUAUAGAGUGAACAGUGAUAAAGAUUUGGACCCAGAAAAUCAAGGAACCUCAUUUAGAAAUAUUACCAGUGAACCUGUCACAUCUGUGGCAAAGCCAGCAGGAAAAGUUUCUGGCAAUCAUAAACAACCUAUGGCCAACAGAUCUAAUUCAGUUCCUCCUAGAAAACAAGGUAGUUCUCUUCAGAAUUUGCCAUCAGCUAACAAGUUGAUACCAAAUGUUGUUGAGGGAAAGCCAGGCGAAAGUGGUAAAAAGAUGGAGUUGGAUAUAGACAAAUCUUUCAUUUUUGACAAGAUUUCUGCAACACAAAAACCAGCAAAAGAAGAAAGAAAGUGGAUAACUACCACUGAUGCACCAAACAUAAAUGCAAGCAGAAUGGAACCUAUAGAUAAUUCUUCAGUCUUCACUUCAUUUCCUGUAACUGAUGUUGAUGCAAUGGGAAAGGAACGUUUUGUAGCUCCACAUGUGAAAUAUGUGCACAAAGAGGACAAAGUCCCUUGCUCAAUCACAGAAACCAUGAGGCACUUCCCUGAGGAAGAUAUUAUAAAUCAGGACAUCAACAGCCCACCAAAACACCCACCGUCCAACUUGACAGUGGUCACAGUUGAAGGCUGUCCAUCCUUUGUGAUUCUUGAUUGGGAAAAAGUCAAAAAUGAUACUGCAACAGAAUAUGAGGUUAUUUCUAAGGAAGAGGGAUCUACGGGUAAAGAGGAAUCUGUAUUGACAACCAACCAAACACACACUGCUGUGGAAAACCUGAAACCAAACACAAGUUAUGAAUUUAGAGUAAAACCUGUAAACAUCCUGGGAGAAGGCCCACAAAGUGAACCAGUAACUUUCAGUACUGAAUCAGCGGACCCACGAGUGAGUGAGUAUGUUUCAGGAAAAGAUGCCAUUUGGACGCAGAUCCCAUUUAAAGCCGACUCAUACUCCGAGUGCAAUGGGAAAAUGUUUGUCAAAAGAACUUGGUACAGGAAGUUUGUUGGUAUCCAGCUCUGCAACUCCCUGAGAUACAAGAUUUAUCUCAGUGAUACUCUGACAGGGACAUUUUACAACAUUGGAGAUCAGUCUGGUCAGGGAGAAGAUCAUUGCCAAUUUGUAGACUCAUUUCUUGAUGGAAGGACAGGCAAACAAUAUCCACCUGAUCAGCUGCCACCAAGACAAGGCUUCUACAGAUCAGUCCGUCAAGAACCGGUUUCUUUUGGUGAAAUAGGAGGAAGAACCCAUGUAAGUUACGUACAGUGGUAUGAGUGUGGAACAACGAUACCAGGAAAAUGGUAACACUUUCCUUAUGGCCUGUGGACAAAUGGAUUGUAAAGGGCAGAAGAAAAUGGGGGAAUGAAUUUGAACUUUUUUUCAAAAAUAAAUAUUCCUAACAUGUAAACCUCAAUUUUACUAAUGUGGAAAAUGUAUAUAGCAUCUCUAUCAUUUAAGAAUUUUACUGAGUGUAUUUCUAAUAGUGGAAAUUGCUAACCAUAUUUAUCAAACUGAAAAGUCAAAAUGAAUUUAAAAAAAUGAACAAGGGGAAUUUAUACCAGGAAAAUAUUGGGAAGCUGGCUCCCUGAAACUAUUUUGAUUACAAUCUGUAUAUUAUUAUUUAUCAAUAUUUUAGAUUGAAUGUUAUCUUUUCGUUGAUGAGAGUUUAGGGUAAAGUUCAUUCAUUCAUUCAUGCAGGCCACAUUAUAAGACAAACUGUUGUUGCAGGAAAUACACACUUGCAUUCCAGUAACUUUGCUUAUUGUACACAAUGGCUACAUAUUCAUGUAUUUUCUUUUCUGUUCACAGUUUAUGGUAAAGUUAUUGAAGGUGUACUUUAAUCUGUUUCACCAGUGCGUCAAUUAGACAAAAAUCUGAUUAAGAUUUACUAGAAAUAUUCAAACAACUGAUGUACCUUUUUAAAAUCAUUUGUUCAGUUUUUUUUUUUGUUAAGUGAUGGCAGAUACUUGGCCUUCUCUUCUUGGAGUUAGGUUCAGGAAAUUGUCAUGAUUUCAUUUUUCACAAUAAAAGUAUCAAAGUGUAAUAUAUGCGAGUUCAGAAUCCAUACAAUGACCUACAGUGUUUGGUUCAUGCCCAAAUAUGGACUCUAUUGACAAAAAAUGUAUGUAAGGGUUGCAUAUCGACAGGACAAGAUCUAAAGCAGGUCACUACCAUGAUUUAAAUAAUAAAAAAGCUAAAUCUGAACUUGCCAUUAAUCCAUUAAUUUGGGGAUUUGCAAAGCACAGAGUAAAGCACAACUGUCUACACAUUUCCACAAUGUGAGUAGAUUGAUCCUUAUUUAUAUAUGUAACAAGAACAGAAAAAAAUCAAAUCAAGUCUCAAUAAAUAUUUAGGAUAUACUAUUAAAAUGAAGUGCUUGGCAGCAAAAUGCACACUUUUUGCAUUGUUGUGUGUAGUUAUAGGCAGCACAAGUUUGACUUACUCAAAGUCUCAGCAUUUUCUCCAACUCUGGAGUAUCUUACAGGUUGGUGCUUAGGUGAACCUUCAGUGAGUACAAAUGUGAAUCAGUGUUAAAACAUUAAUAUUAUUAAAAAAAAUCUUAAACUGAUUUUUUGUACCUUUAUUAUUAAGACAGGGUGCUAUAAAGUAAUGGUUUCAAUUGCAUCUAAAAGAAUAAAUUAACAUAGAAAAAUGUAUAAAGCAAUGUGUAUUUGUUGGAACAAAGUAUACAGUUUAUUAUUUUCUUCAAGUUCACAAUAAACUGUCAAAUUAUUCUGUACAAAAAUAUUACUUUACAGCCAAAAGUCAUAAAUUGCAGUUUGCACAGCAUUAAAAUAUUUGUAUAUGUGAACAGAUGUUAACAAUUCUGUCUUUUUUGCCUGUCAUCUUUAAUGCACAUUAUACUCUAUCAUUCAUCUACAUGAAAUUGAAGAAAAACUUGUACAUUGUAUCUGUUGUAUUUAGAAAGUUAAACAUAACAGCCUACAUUAACAAAUGUAACUACAAAAAACACAAUUUCCUGAUUUCUUUUGUUUGUACAUAAAUUAAAAUGUAAACUAAGUCUUGA
Molecule: messenger RNA, 5968 nt
Organism: Erpetoichthys calabaricus (reedfish)
Lineage: Eukaryota; Metazoa; Chordata; Cladistia; Polypteriformes; Polypteridae
Gene: abi3bpa
Product: target of Nesh-SH3
Exons: 31
Coding region: 70-4245 (1391 amino acids)
Biological process (GO): extracellular matrix organization; positive regulation of cell-substrate adhesion
Molecular function (GO): protein binding
Source: RefSeq, a predicted model, not a curated record